GGGAGGCUGAAGAUGGGGAUGAAGACAAGUUGCAGCCAGUGGAGGAGGAAAUGUUUGCUGAAACAGCACUAGUUACUGGGGCAAAUGGAAAUCCAGAAUAUUCAGCAGAGCUGGAUGAUAAUGGGUCAGAUACUGAGGGUGAGGUUUGAACUUUGUCAUACACUGGCCAGGGGUUCUCUGUAAGACUAACUCAUUUUUUAAAAAUUCAUGAUCACAGUUUCAGUUUAUCUACAUUUCCAGAUAGUACAGGGUGGUGGGAUAUUUUUUCCCCAUUAAAAGUACUAAAGCCAAUUAAUGAAAAUGUUAUUGGGAUAAAGAUCAUUCAAGUAUGUUUAGUGUGAUUAUUUUCCCCUUACUAUUAUGGGGACAUAUUAUAAAAAGAAAAAAGUGGUCUGUAACUUUUAACCUGAACCAUUUUGACAAAACUCUACUAAUUGCUACAAUAUAAUUUAAUUUAAUUUAUUUUGAUGCACAGCGAAAUUUCAUUAGUGAAUUAUAAUUCAUGGAUAUCUUGUGAAAGUUUCUAUGUAAUAAAAUGAUGGAUUGUGAAUUAAAAAAAACAAAAACAACCACACUUACUAUGCCGUUAAGAUUUUAGAAAACUAUUAACAGUGUAAAACCUUUAUAUGAGAUCUAUUACUUUUUUUUUUACUUUACAGAUGCCAACUAUAGUAAAUCAUGCGUAUAUAAUUUUGAAAUAAAUUACUUUCAACAGAAAAAUACAUUAUUGCACUAAAUUUUUACUUGUUAACACUUUUUAAAAGAUAAAUUUGGAAGAAGUGGUAAUGAGAACUCCCUGGUCAGUUAUUUUCAUUUAUGUGUGACCUAUUUAUAAAAAUAUAACAUUGUAACUUUUUUUAGACCCUAUUUUACUUAUCAUUGUUAGUGUAAAUGUGUAAGUGCUUUAUAAAUUACAGUAAUUGUAUCACAAAACUUUAAAAUUGUCAUGUUCUAGAUUCUCACCUAUAAUGUUAUUUGACUCGUUGCUCUUUGAGCUGUAAAGAAUAAGAAUUUUUUUUUUUUUAAAGAAAAAAAAGGUAAAUUCUUUUUUAAAUUUUUAUAAAAUUUUGAAUUAAAGAAAAAAAAGUGUGGAAAAAAUCUUUAAGUAAAGAUCUAUGCUAUGAGGUAUCACAAUUUUUUUAUAAAAAAAGAAUUCCAAAUUAAAAUUUCUAAUUAAAAUUGACUAAUGAGACUAAAGUUAUCUACCGAAUAUGUAGUUUAUUAAAUGAUUUACUUCACUUUGAUGAUGGCUACAACAAGGCUGUACAGAAUUUAGAAUGGAAUAAAAUAAAGCAGUUAUUAUUAUAUUGUAUAUCAUUUACCCACCAAACAGAUUUAAAUAUUUAAAAUAUAUUUGUGAAAUUACAGUUGCUAGGGAAGAUGUUAAGGAAGAUAAUGAAGAUGGAGAAGAAGAUAAUGAAGCAGGUAUAGAAGAAGGGGAAAGGGAAGAAAAGGAAGAUGAAAAAGAAGAUGAAAAAGAAGAUGAAAAAGAAGAUGAAAAAGAAGAUGAAAAAGAAGAUGAAAAAGAAGAAGAAGAAAAGGAUGAUGGAAAAGAAGAUGGAAAAGACGAAAAUGAAGCAGGAGUGGAAGAAGGUGAAAAGGAAGAAAAAGAAGAUGAAAUAGAAGAUGAAAAAGAAGAAGAAAAAGAUGAUGGAAAAGAAGAUGGAAAAGAAGAAAAUGAAACAGGAGAGGAGGCUAUCAAUGAAGCUGAGGAGUUGGGUAUUAGAGAGGAAGAAAAAUCUGAAAAUUUAAAUGAGGAAACUGAAGAAAAUGUGGCCGAUGAGGAAGAAAAAGCAGAUAAUAUAGGUGAUAAUGAAACAGCUGUAACUGUAGGUGAGGCCUCAAAUCUUUUUUUUGUAGCUACAUAUUAAUAAACCUAUAACCAAAUAUUUUAGUUCACCUUUUAGUGCGAUUGAUUGUAGUUCGAUGUGUAUUUAUUAAAACUUUUCAUCACAUUUUUUUGGUAUCCAUUUCAUUUACAGCUUGUAAAUAUAUAUAAUGCAUACUUGAUAUUUCAGCUUUCACUUAAAUAAUAGGCUACGUUACUUAGAUUUUGGCUAUUUUUAACAACAGCUUUGAAAAAAUAUAAGGAAUCUAAUAACUGCUUAGAGUCAACUAACAAUUCAUAAAUGAUCAACUCUUACGCACCAGGUUAAAAGAGUUAUAUUUAUAUACAUGCUUGUGUAUUGACAUAUUGUUAUACUCAUGAUUUUAGCUUUUUAUUUUCCUUCAAAUUAAACUAAUCAGAAAAAAAAUGAUCAUUUUUCUGGCUGCUACAGCUAUACUAAAGUGUAUUUUUGAAUUUUAUAAUUCCUUGAUGCAAAUGUCAUUUCUAUUCCAACCUAAAACCCUCUGCAAAUUUUAAGAAUCGCUCCAGAUUUAUUCUUCAGAAAAAAAGGCUCAAAACAUGUGUGAAAAUAUGUAUAUUAUUUAUUCAAUAAUUUUUACUUUUAAUAUUAUUAAUGGGGUCAGAAUAGAAGUAAUGAAAAAAAAUGUUUUCCAACAUGCAGCCUGAUAGGAUUGUGGUGUGAUUGUUUGGUAAGGAAACUGCUUAUUCAAAUAUACAUUUAUAAUUCUAAACAGCUGAACAGUGAUCAAUAUGUUUUAUAAGGCUCACAAGUUUUAGUGAUUUCAUAUUUUUAAAUGUCACUUAUAAAUUUAAUUUAUUAUAUUUUGGUUAAAUUAUAUAUACUUUGAUUAAAUUUCAUUAAAAAUACUUAUUUUAAAUCUGCAAAUCUCUCACAGUUAUACGGUUAUAAAAUACAUUUAUUAAGUCUAUAUUAAAUGUUCUUUAGUAGUUUGACAACUGUUGAGCUAAAAAUAUUUCAUAAUCAGAUGUUAAUGAAAUUCACAAAUUGCAAGAGACUGAUGGCCAUUUCAUUUACUGUGACAUGCUCUUUUAACAGACAGCCCAUUAUACAUUAUACAAGAAGCAACUGAUGUAUGAUGCUGGGUAAAGCAUUUAACUGAUGAAAACAUUGAAACUUAAGGUGUGGAAACAAACAUGAGAUCAGGAAGAGAAUGAUAGAUGACUUUAUGUGGAAAUUAAGAUGUAAAUUAUAAUUAUGAAGACUCUUGGAAGUGAUGAAUGGAGUUUCAUUUAAUGAGAAUAAUAACAGUGCUACAUCUGUAAAUAUAUUACAUUUAAGUAUUUAAACAAUUUUCCAGUUAAAAUGAUAGAGAACAUUUUCCAGUCAUGUUAUUAAAUAUUGUUAUUAAAUCUUGUUAUUGAAACGUGUAUUCUUGUUUUUGAAUGUUGUUAUCAAAUCAAAUAUUUAAACAAAUAUAUGUACUUAUAUGCCAAAAUGAGAAAGUUUUUUGAUGAAAAAAUUGUAUUUAUUAAUACUUAUUAACAAAACAAAAAUUCAAUUUAAGAAAUAAUAAAUAUGUACAAAUUAAUUAUACAUUUACUAAUAAAUUUUUUAAGGUUUUAAAUUUAAUGUUUUUUCUAUUUAUUGCGUCUUAUGUCUAAUUCUUUAUACAAUUCAUGAAGUAUGUUCAAAUUGAAUAUUGAUUUAAAUCCUAGUUGAUUUUAUCUAUAUCCAAACCACUCUUGUCAAAAAUGAUUUUUUGUCCAUUUCCAAAUGUUAAUUCUUGCAGCAGAUAUAAAUUUCUAUUGUCAAAAUACUUUUUCAAUUUUAAUGAAUUGUGUGAUAUUUAUUUUAUUUUUUUAAAAUCUACACAAAUUUAAAGUGCCCAUAUACUGAGUCAAUUUUUUUACAAAGAUUUACUUGCACUAUUGACAGAACAUAAACAUAAAUGACUGUUCAAAUAAUGUUUAAUUUGUUUUUACAUUUUGAAUUCCAUAUUUGAAUUUUAUUUUUGACUUCUCACCUUUGCUUUCUCAAAUCCUUUAAAAGUACAAUUGGGUAUUUAUUUACCAUUGAGUUGGUUUAUUUUUAAACUCUUUCAAAUAAUAAAGGGAACAUAUUUGAAAGUUAAAUGGAAUAUUUUGUUGACACUCACUUAUUAUUCUAAUUGACGGGGCCACCCAUAAAGACAAAACAUCUCUAGAGGGGAUUUGGAGGGGUGGGUGGUCACAAAUUUGUGAUUUGUGAUGUGGGUUAAAAGUUUCUAUUUUUUUAAAAACAAAUUUGUGAUAGUAAAAUAAGUGCGGGGGGGGGGGAAGGCCACCAAAAUUGCAUGAUGUCAUUUAUAGAUGGCUCUGAAGAAAAAAUAACUGUAACCCCAAAAUACAAACAUAUUAACUAAAUAUAUAUAAUUAAAACAAAUUUGUGAUAGUAAAAUAAGUGCGGGGGGGGGGGGGAAGGCCACCAAAAUUGCAUGAUGUCAUUUAUAGAUGGCUCUGAAGAAAAAAUAACUGUAACCCCGAAAUACAAACAUAUUCACUAUAUAUAUAUAAUGUAUAUUAUAUUUGUGUGACCUUAAUUAUUAACACAAUAUAUUAAUAAAGAUGUACUUUUUGAUAAACUAACAUUUUUUUAUUCCUUAAUUUGAGUAGUUCAGUUUGCUUGGCUUUAACAAAAAUAAUUUCUUGUCUAUGCUUGCUAUUGUGUGUAGAUAGAUCAGAUGAACAGAGAAAAUAUUAUCAUUUUUGGAGAGCUUAACAUAUGAAAUCAGUCUUAUCAUAUAAUUUAAUGAAACUUGAAUAUUUACUUUUAGCAAUCUGAUCCUGAACAAUCCAUAUUCAUGUAAUAAGAAAUAAAAUUAAUUGUUCUGUUCCAAAUUUAAAAAACAAACUAACAUAACUUAAAAGCUUUAAAUUUAUGGAUCAAGACGGUGAAAUUGAGUUAAAUUGUUUAAUCCAUAUGAUGAAUUUAAAACUAAAUGUCUAGAGCUUGGUGUAAAUUUCAAUAUUGAUCCACACAACAUAAUAUAAAAGAACUUAGGAAGGCAUAAACAGGUGUUAAUUUAAAUUUUGUUUAUACUAUAAAUAUUUUACAAUUUAAUGUGUGUGUUUUCUAUAAUUUAUAGAAAACACACACAUUAAAUUUUAAAAUAUUUUAAAAUUAUGAUUAACAACAUACACAUUAGAAAAAAAUAACACAUUUUAAAAAAUACAGAUUUUAUAUACUGAAAUGUUAAAUUUAAUAACAAUAAUAUCUAUAUUAAAGAAAAAUUACUCUUUAAAUCUUUAGAUUAAAAAGACAGAAUUAACAAACAAUGGUUCAAAUGGUAAUUUAGUGAUAACCAAAAGAUCUAUGCUGGCAGCUCAUUAACAGAAAACUAUGAAGCUAUUUUUCAAUUGGCACAAAACAAAACAAAAAAUCUUUAAUCUCUAUCAGUCAUACCUUUUCAUCCUCUUUAUAGUUAAAAAUAUUAAUUUGUGAAUUGUUAUAAUUCAAUGAGUUUUACUGCUUACAUUGGUAAGUACAACACAAAUAUUAAAAUAGAUUGACAGCCUUUAGGCAUAGGCAUCUUAACCUUUAAACAAUAUGCAAAUAAUUCAUGCCACUUUGAAAGUAAUAUAUUAUUUAAACAAUAUUUUUAAAUUACAAAUAUUUAGAGAGAAAGCACACAAAUCUGUCCAACUAAACAAAUUACGGUAUAACUAUGGUGAGUGGACAAGAGGAAGCUAUCAGAGAGGGGAACAAUCUUAAUAAGGAAUUCGUUACUAACAAGGGUUAAUUUCAUUAUAUGCUGUGAUAAAAAGGGUAAAUUAUGCUGAAAUGAAGUGUUCCAAAAUAACUAUUAUAUUUCUUUGUUCUUAGACAUCAAGAAAAUCCCAGUUGUGUUUGUCAUUGGUAAGUGUUGUGAAGACUUUGUCACAUUUGAUAAAUAUUUUAAAACAAGAAAUGGGAAGAAAUAACCGUGUGCCUGACUGCAAACAUCAGGUCAAUGGAAUAAUUAUGCUGAUCCACAUCUUUAAUUUUUAUCACACAAAAAAGUCAUGAGCCUCCAUAAAUUACUUAAAGAGCCUUUUUAUAUUAUUUUUACUUGUAACAAGAAUUACUAUUAAUUAAAAUUACUUAUAUUUAUGCAUAUUGCACUAAAAAUUUCAUGAUGAGAUAUUGUUAAUAUAAAUCUAACAAUUUAUGUUCAGGUGGCCCGGGCAGUGGUAAGGGCACACAGUGUGAAAAAAUCGUUAAGAAAUAUGGGUUCACCCACCUUUCUUCUGGAGACCUUUUGAGGGCAGAGGUAGCCUCUGGAUCUGAGAGGGGUCAAAAGCUGACAGAGAUUAUGGAGAAAGGCGAACUUGUUCCAUUGGUAAAAUUAAUUAAUUAUUGGUAGAAACUAUUUCUCUUACUGCUUUCAAUGAAGACAGAAUUAUCACAUAAGUUUUUACUUUUUAAACCAGAGUCAUGCUUUAAACAUAUUCCACUACCUAAAACAAAAAUCGUUUUUAUUUCAUUUGAUUUAAAAUAAUUAUAUUUAUUUCAUUUCUUGAAUACAUUUUUUAAUUAUGUAAAUGAUAAAAAAACAACAUAUAUAUAUAUAUAUAUAUAUAUAUAUAUAUAUCUGCAAUAUCAGAUGCCUGAAUUUAGAGUUCUUAAAGUUUUGUUACACUAAUUCUGACAAGAUGAUAUAAUAGAAUUUAUACUAAAGACAUUUCUUGACCAUAGUAGUAACAAGUGAGCAUUGUCUUCAUUUGCAGGACACUGUGUUAAGUCUGAUGAAAGAAGCCAUGCAAUCCAAGGCAGCCACCAGCAAAGGUUUCCUUAUUGAUGGAUAUCCCAGAGAACUGGAGCAAGGAGUCCGAUUUGAGAAAGAGGUCAAUUUUUUUAAUUAGGGCGUCACUUUGGGAUAUCUUUAUCUGAUAUAAAUCUGUGUUUUAAAAGUCAUUUAUGUAAAAUUCAUUUUAUCCGUCCAGCAAAAAUUGCCAAUGCAUUCCAAACUAUUUGUGCUGGGCUGGCUUUCUUUCAAUGUUAUCUUUGUAUUUUUCUUCCAGGUUGCCCCAGCCAAGUUUGUUCUGUGUUUUAACGUGUCAGAUGAAACAAUGACACAAAGACUGCUGGGACGUGCCAUAACCAGCGGGCGAGUUGACGAUAAUGAAGAAACCAUCAAAAAGAGGCUUAAGACUUUCCAUGAUGUUACCCAGCCUGUAAUUGAUCAUUAUAAUAGCAAGGGCAAGGUCAAGAUGGUGUGUGAUCAAGAUUUACUUUGAAUUAAAAUAGAGUAUAAUGAAUUAGUUACAUUUUAAUUAAAUAUUUCUGAACCAUUUAGGGUCUGCAUAAACCUCUGGCACACAAGAGCCAAACAAAGGUUUUAUUUCAUUUUGUCUAUGUUUUUUUUAAACAGUUGGAAAAAUAGAUACAUCUGGAUUUAGUAAUCUGGAUAAUUACAUUAAGUGCUUAGCUCUUAUUUAAUGUUAAAAGAUGAUAUAAAUUUUUUAUUAUACAUUUUAAAACAGUCCAUCUAAAUGCUCUCAAAUGGCUUUUAUAUGAAUGUAUCUUUUUCAGAUUGAGGCAGAAGGCAGCGCUGACAGCAUUUUCGAAAUGGUUGAUAAAGUUUUUGAGGAAGAAGGAAUUUCACCAUCUAAAGGUAAAUAAUGAAGGAAGUCAUCUAAUGGAGCUCGACAAAGAAAAAAGGGGCAAAUUUAAAUAGCUCUAGAUGCUGAUGUUACCACAUAAUGACUGAAAUACAAUUUUUCACACCAAAUAUUUAAAAUAUUCUAAUGUGAUUUUACUCAUUAGGGAAACGAUUUUUUUUGCGUUGAUUUCAUAAACCCCCUCAAAUGGUUGUAGAAAUAACAUACCUGCUAAAAAAAUGAUGUAAUUGUUAUAGUCAUAAAAAUAAUAUUUUGACCGAAUCGUCAUUUUAAAUAGAGAUGUAAGCUAUUCAUAAAUGUAAUUUUGAAAACAUAUAAACAAUAGAUUUCAGUUUCUACAAAAUGCAAAGUAUUUUAUCCUGUGAUAUGUUACAGAACCAUGAAAAAUAUAGAAGUUUUAAUUUAUUACAUUGUAUUUGAUCAGAUGAUACAUUUAAAUGGGGCUGUGUUCCACCCAAUAAAUUUAGUGAAAGUUUUUAUAUAUCUAUAUUUUUUUUAAAGUCUAAAAUAGUGCUUUUACUAGAUAUUUUUUCAUCAAUCCAAGCCAAUCAUUGUCAUAAAUUAUUAGUUCACAUGACAAGAAACUCUCUAAACAUAGUAAAUGUAAGCUGCCAUGAAUUCAAAGUUUAAAAAUAUGUUACUGGAAGUUGACAAGCAUCUCUUUGAUAAAUAAUUCAUUGCCACUGAAAUAUUUUCAUGUCUAUAUUAAAUUUCAUGUCAAGCAAUAAAUGUGAAUAGAAAGCUAAAAUUAUAAACUUUGUUUCCGUUUUUCUAUAUAAUUACAACUAUUUAUUUUUACACUUUUGUAAUUAUUUUUUUAUUAUUAUUUAAUGUUUUCAAAAGUUUAUUCAAGUGUAAGUCUUAAUAAUACUGAAGCUUGAUUGUUACUUUUUACUUUGUCUUUUACUUCUUGUUAUAUGCUUUGGAAAGUAAAAAAAAAAAUUAGAUUGUAUUUUUAAUAAUUUGACAAAUUUAAGCAUCACUGGCAUCAGAUUCAAUGUUUAUCACCUUUAAAUUAUUUUAGAUUUUUUGAUGGUUCUAAAAAGUACUUCUCAUCUUACAUUGUUGAUUUGUUUUCAAUUAAGCAAAUAAUUAUUUUUUUAAAAAUUAUUGCAUUUCUUUCAAACAAUGGAUAUAUUUUAUAAACAAUAUUAAGUGAUAUUCAGCUAUUAACAGUUAGUUGUGUAAUUUCAAAUAUAAAAAAUAACAUUAAAAAAAAAGUGAAUUAUAGCUCUUAAAAAUAGUGUUAUUCAUAGAAAAAAAAGUUAGUUGAAAUGACUGAAAAUUGAGUGAUGUGGCCAUAUAUAAUUAAGUUAUAAAAAAAAAAAGUGAUGCAUUUUUGCUUACUUCACAGACUGCUUUGGAAAGGUUAUAUUUGUUGUGGGUAAGUUUAAACAUGUUUUAAUUAUUUCAUUAUAGGAUUGUAUAAAGUUUGAAGUGUACAUCAAAGGUUUGAUGUUACUAAGUGAUAAAAGCCUAAUAUGAGCACAAAAAAGGAGAAGAAAACAAAGUUUGAAAGUUACUAAAAUCUAACAGGCCUAUAGUCUUAACAAUAAAUUUAAAUGUGCAAUAAGGUACUAAUUUCAUUAUAAAAAAAUUGUCAUAUACAAGUUCUUCUUUGAAAAUGAAUGCCUAAAUGAGAAUGUAUAAUGGUUUUGAAAAAAAAUGUUUGAAGGGUAUUUCAAAUUAUAUAAGGAAUAGCUUAAUUCCAAGUGUCAAUGUUCCCAUGGCUUGACAUAUAUUUUUUUUCAUCAUCCAGGUGGGCCUGGAAGUGGAAAGGGAACUCAGUGUGACCUCAUUGUGAAAAAAUAUGGCUACACUCACUUGUCCUCUGGUGAUCUGUUGAGAGCAGAAGUUGAGUCAGGAUCAGAACGAGGAAAGAAACUAACAGAAAUCAUGCAGAGAGGGGAAUUAGUCUCACUGGUGAGUCUUGAACCACUUUCAGUAUUAACCUUUUCUUUUAAUAAGUAGCACUAGAAAGACUGAUUAAUUACAGGGAAUACAAAUUGCAAACCUUUUAUCCACCAGGAUACAGUCCUAGAACUUCUGAAAGAGGCCAUGCUGAGGAAAGUUGCAUCAAGCAAAGGCUUUUUGAUCGAUGGCUACCCACGAGAAUUGGAUCAGGGAGUCAGGUUUGAGAAAGAGGUAACUCAAUUUAGGUUUUAAGCCCUGUGCCUUAGCUAAGAGAAUACCUUCAAAAAUAUGUACUCAGCUCACUUAAAAAGAGUGUAAAGAAUGGCUAGCUGCAUUCAAAAGUAAAAAAAAGCAAAAAAGUAAUUUUAAAAACAAUGGAAUAUUUAUAAAAGUUGAGAUGAUAUCAGAAUCGAACACACUUUUAAACUGUUACAUUUCUGAUCUAACAAUAAUAAGAAUAACAUGGGGGAUUUUUCUCACUUGCUGUGUGUUCCUUCUUUCCCUACAUAUAGAUCUGCAGUCCACAAUUUGUCUUAUACUUCGAAGUGUCUGAUGAAACCAUGACUAAACGACUGCUGGGCCGUGCUGAGACCAGUGGAAGAGCUGAUGACAAUGCUGAGACGAUCAAAAAAAGGCUGGUCACCUUCCAUGACAUCACCCGUCCUGUGAUCGACCAUUACACAAAACAGCAGAAAGUCAAAAGAGUAAGCUUAUAUAUAAUUUUUUCUAUAGAUGAUUGUUAAGUUAAGAAAGCUUUUCAUAAGUUUAACCUUUAGAUCUGAAUCUAAAAAAAGGUCUAAAGGCUCAUAUAAUUCCACUUGCUCAUAUGCAUAUUUGUUAUGCAUUUCACACAAAUUAAUUUCUGUUUUUUUUUUUUUAGACAAAGCAAUCUUUUGAUGAAACAUUUUAAAAGAAAGACAAACAAAAAACAAGAUUUAUUUUUUUGGUCUUUGUUUCAACUGGUUUUUACUUUGGAAUUUGAAUAUUUUCAAAAUCAUAUGUAUUUUAUUUGUGACUCUUUUACCUUCCAAGCUGAGAUAAAUGCAUAUAUAUAUUAUAUAUAUAUAUAUCUUUAGACCAGUUUUAAUAUGAUGAUGUUUUCCAUUGGCAUUUUAUUUCAAACUGGCAUCUAAUGAUGGCUCUAUAAACAUGUUUGACAGGUCAGUGCUGAGGGUGGAAAAGAUGAAGUUUUUGCUCAAGUUGAAAAAAUAUUUGAUGAAGCAGCAGGUAUGUCAAUAUUAAUGAAGUAAAUUAAUACAGGAAUGAAACAUGAUAUUGUCAGUUGAAGGACUUUACAGACUCUAUAAAUUUCAAUAUUAUCUUUUAGUACUAUGUGAUUAGCAUUUUUUUUUAGUUCCAGUUUUAUCAUGAAAUCAAUUUGAUAUGAUUAAUUUUACUAAUGGAGGUCACUGGCAAAGUCUAUCUUCAGCUCGAUGAAGGAAAAAUAACUCUUACAAGAAUCAAAGUUUUGAGACCAUGAAAUAAUUUACGGACUCUCUGAGCAUGUUAAAUUAUAUUCUAUUUUCAAAAGUUAAUAAAUGUUGAAUGAAUAUUUAUGAUCGGAUCUUCAUUUUUUAAUCUUAAUUUAAAAAAAAAAAUCAAAAUCUUAAAUCUUUUACCUUCACAGCUACAGAGAAAGCCUUGAAAAAUGCCAAGGUUGUUUUUGUCAUUGGUGAGAUUGUUUUAUUUAUCAUAACUUUUAAAAAUUUUGUCUACACAUUUCCAAUUUGAUUAUCAGUUUUCCUUCUUGAAAUAAGUAAUUCUUGUGAAUUUAUUCCCAAAAGUUGAUUUAAUUUUUUUCCUUCUCUUUGUUGAAGGAAGUUUAUCCAAAAAGAUUUUUUGUGAUUGUGAUUGUAAAUGUAAAAAAAAAAACAACCUGUUUUAAAUAUGACUUACUCACUUAGAUUAUAUGACUGAGAUUUUUCAAACAUAGCGACACAUAUUUAAAUACGUUAUUAAGUUAUUUAUACAAAACUUAAUCAGAGCUUUGUUGUUUUUUUUACUCCAUUUUAGGUGGUCCAGGAAGUGGCAAAGGGACUCAAUGUGCCAAUAUUGUCAAAGAUUAUGGUUUCUGCCAUCUAUCUUCAGGGGACCUUCUGAGGGAUGAAGUCAAGUCUGGAUCAGACAGGGGUCAAAGGUUAAAUGCCAUUAUGGAGAAAGGAGAAUUGGUGCCAAUGGUUAGUCAGUUUGUAGAGAAAUAAAUGGUAGCAAAAUAAGUGAAUUAGGUUUAAGUUGGUGAGUUCAUGCAAAUCAAUAGUUAAACUCUUGAGUUAAAAAAAAUAUUUUUUUUGCAUUUCAUUUGUAAAAUAUGCACCAACACUUAUGUUUGAUAUUUUUUUAUCCCGCUAGUAUUUUUCUUGUAUUCCUCAGGAAGAGGUACUAGGACUUCUAAAAGAUGCUGUAGUCAAUAAUUUAACAAAAACUAGUUGCUUUUUGAUUGAUGGCUAUCCACGGGAGCUGGAGCAGGGGCUGAGAUUUGAGGCUGAGGUGAGAUUUUUUAUUUUUUAUUAUAAUAACUUAAAAUGUAUUCCAGACAAGAUAACUCCAGAGCUGUAUUAAUUUUCACAGGUCGUCUCACAGUUGUUUGUGUUUAUGUAUGUGAAAAACAUUGCAUGAAUUAAAUUAUAAACAGUUUUUUUUUCUAUAAUAUGUGAAGGCCCAUGAUCAAUUUAUUGAUCAUUCUGGCUCCUGGUUUCAAUUCAGAUUUUGCCUUCUCUUAGCUGAGUUGCUGUCCAAGGCUAACAAGUCCCAUCCACCUAUUUUAAUCAGAAAUACAAGUUUAUUUACUAAAUUACUUUUGCAUUUAAAUUUCAUGUUUUUAUCCCUUGUAACUUAUGAAGUCUAAAAUAUUAGCAUAAAAUAAAAAAGUGAACUUUUUUGUUUUGUCAACAGAUUGUGCCUUGCUCAAACGUGAUAUACUUCCAAGUCUCGGAUGCAACGAUGACAUCUCGAUUACUGGAGCGUGGCAAGAAUAGUGGAAGAGUUGAUGACAAUGAGGCUACCAUCAAAAAGAGGCUUUUGACCUUCCAUAACCAGACUAAACCAGUCAUUGAUCACUAUAAAAAGUUAGGAAAAGUCCAAGAGGUUAGUGCUUUUAACUAAAUUUGUUAACUUUUGCUCAACUUCACUAUUUCAAUUCUAUGAUAUAAUAAAUUUUUCACUACUUAAAAUUUUGUGCUUGUGCUAUUUUAAUGUAUAUUGUGUUAGUAGUUCCUAAUUAUUUUCCUUAUUGAAAAAACAUUUUGAUAUUUUCAGAUUUCAGCAGAGAAAGGAAUAGAUGAUGUGUAUGUCGAGGUAAAACAAUUCAUGGACAGCAAGAAAUGGUAAAAGGAGCCUGAGUACUUGAAUAUUCUCUAAUGCUGUGAAAUUCCUCUUUUAAAAAUUAUAGUCAAAUUUUUUGCAUGCUAUUUAUUUUCUUUACAUAUCAUGUUCCACUAUUUAUUUAUUUAAAUUCUAAUCAGGCAAAAAAGUUACAUUUUCUUUUUUAAAUCAACACUUUAUAUUUAUUCAUUUGAAUGUAAUAGGAUUAACAAAUUAAUUUUUAAUUUAAUUGCUGAUUUGGAAUUUUAAAAUUCAAAGAAAAAAAAAUUUCUGUACUUUCAAAAUGAGUACUCUAAAAGUAAUAAUAACAUGACAAGACAAUGUUGUAUCUUGGGAUAAAAUUGUGUCAUAAAUAUCAUAUUUAUUUUGUCUCAUGACUUUAUAGAAUUUUUUAUGUCACUGUAAUCUAUGGCAAAAAUUAGGGUCCACCUUUUGGAUUGAGCACAAAAUAUAUUUCCAUUUUUUUAUAAACACUUAAUUAAGCCAAACUGUUUUAUGUAUCGAUACCUGUUGUCGAAUUUCAAUUCAAGUGUAAUGCUUGGUUUCAAGUGACCUUAACAAUAAACGUACAAGAGCUGUUUGUCAAGCAGCCAAUGCCUUGGGUUGCAAUAGGUAAUUUUUAAACCAGCUUGUAUCUUUGACCCGAUCUCAAUCAACACUUUUAGCCUUAGAAUUUCAAUGUAAGCUUUAAAUUAUUUUAAAAGAUAUAAGAAUAUGAGAAUUCAGGUAUUUAGACUUUAAGUUAAUGAUAAAAAUAUUUCAAUAAGAAUUUCUCAAUUAUCUAAAUCUAAUUACAUUAAUUGAAUACUCAACUUUCAGUUGUAAUUUAAUGGAAAAACUCUUGAGUUGUUCACAUAAUUUUCCUGGAUUUAGUCAUUGUUGCUGUAUAAAAUAAUUUUUUUUUAUAAUUGUAAGAUAUAUGCAAAACAAACAAAAAAUUCAAAUUUUAUUUUGUGAAAGGGUGUAAUGAAGAUUGUAGUUACUUGGUUACCCAAUAAUGAAAAAAACAAAUAUUGAAAUAUGAAUGUACAUAUUGUUUUAGCUGAGAUAUGUAGAGCACUUUUUUUUGUUGUUAUUGUUUUAUACAUUUAUAUUAAAUUAUGUAUGUGUAUAUAGGAAAACUGAAUGAUUUAAAUGGAUACUUAAACUUAAUGGGAAUCUUUGUGAUUUUUAACCCCUUGCAAUCUAUAAUACUGUCCUAAUUUUGUUUGUGGUCAAGCACAGUUGCUGACAAGUAUUUAUUUUAUGACCUAAUAUAUGAAAAAAACAGGAUGAAGACAGGCCCUACACUCACAUAAAAGUAAGUGAUAUCAAACUGCCAAUUUCAAGCAGAACAUAUUUGGAUUUUUCUAUGAGCAUCAUGUUUUAACCUAAGGCAGACAUUACAUUUUUUUUAUGCUUCAUGUGCUUUGUUAGAUUGAACUGUGAGAAGAGGCCUUUGGACACAUAAGAUUGUGAAGGGUUAAUUAUAUAAAAGUUGUUCCCCAAUUUCUGUCAGAUUGUCAAAAAAUAAUUUUAAAAUAUUGACAAACAGUUGGCAUAAAAUCAAAAAAGGUGCUGUAGCUCUGUAAUUGUACAUGAUUGUCUCCCCUGUAUUUCAAACCCUCCGCUCCCAAUAUUCAACCCACAUAAUUAAAACCUUUUUUUAUGUUGAUCUAAUUUAUCUAUAAGCCAAAUGUGUGAUAACUUUUUAAACUUUUACCUAUUACUUUUUCAUUGUGAUCAUUUUUUUAAAACUAAAACUUAUUCAUUACAUUAAAACUGGUCAUUAAAUGGAGCUGUAUUCAGUUACCUUAAAAACACCAACAAUCAUCUUUUGGCUUGUUUCUCUUUUUGAUAAUAGUGUUGGACUGCGAUAAAGCUUUAAAGUAGAUUAAUUAGACACAAACAUUAUGUGUAAAUAAAACAUAUGUUCAACUUUAAUGAUGGUUUUACAAAAU
Molecule: messenger RNA, 14625 nt
Organism: Lymnaea stagnalis (great pond snail)
Lineage: Eukaryota; Metazoa; Mollusca; Gastropoda; Lymnaeidae
Source: the annotation of a GenBank genome assembly